Molecule: messenger RNA, 3107 nt
Organism: Aspergillus steynii IBT 23096
Lineage: Eukaryota; Fungi; Ascomycota; Eurotiomycetes; Eurotiales; Aspergillaceae
Exons: 1
Coding region: 376-2967 (863 amino acids)
Source: RefSeq, a predicted model, not a curated record
UGGUUCUUGGACCCUUGAGUCAGGCGCAGACUGACUGGGUUGAGACCGGACGCGGUCGAAUCAAGCUGCCUGCCGUUGGGAGCAUCAUGUCAUCACCUGGCCUUGCCAAACUCCUGGACGAAGCGAUCUCCAUCCUGGGGUCGCUGAAAGCAUGGGGGAUCGGCAAGAUCUAUGCGCAGGUACUCGCCCGGCUGCGUGAGUGAAUGUCCUCAGGCACGGCCCCGUGACGCCGAGAGCUUCCCCGCACUCGCCCUCAUCCCUGCUCCGGCCGCAUAAGCGCCACGGUUGACGUUGCGACUUGCUCCCUGAUGCUUUCUCCUCGCCAGUCACCCCUGAUUCCUCGAGAAUCCCCAUAGUAAUGGUCCGUUUGCCGUCAUGCUGGCACCCAAGAGGGCAUGGAGCGUCCAGCAGAUGCGCAUCUCGACGUCCAUUCUGGGGUUAGCGCAAUCGCCCUUAUCAGCUUAUCGGCACGGGUCCAGACUCAAACGAGGCAAACACGACCAUCCUGCCAGCGCCGAGCUGCACUUCACUGAACCCGAAUUGCUCGCGGGGUUUAUCGCCAGCAGUCUUUUCCACUACAAGGCUGCCACGGACACAGUGGCUUCAUGGCUGGCAAACACCGCCAAGUCGUGUGGCUACUCAAUUGACCUCCCGACAAUCGAUGCUAGCUCCACCACCACAAACGAUACCAGCAGCAGCAGCAACGACAACAACAACGCGAAUACCACCCCAGCCCCCUUGAAACGACUGAAGGGAAAAGCGAGGAAGCUUGCCCGGAAUAGAAAGGCUGCUGCUGCUCCAACGGCGAGUACUACCGCCUCUCGCUCGAAACCCGUUUUCACGCGCAAGCUCACCCUCGGCGAAUUCGUCAGUUUAGCGGAUUACAUCGCUGCGGCCUCUAAUCCUCCCGUCAAAGUCCCGGCGUCAGUUGUGAAGGCCCUUGACUGUGCCAUCUCCAUUCGGCAGAAACAUGGUCGUCGGGUCACCUCUAAGAUGUCUCAGGACGCUGAAUCACAGGCCCAAGUGCGCCGGCACAACCACUUCGUUGGCGUCCUGGAACAUGUGCGAGAAGUCUUACGUCCCCGGAUGCCCAUUGACCAAGUGAAAGACCCUUUGACUCAGAAGGUGGGAGAACAGCCGGCUGAACCACUGAACACCUUGCAAAACAGGUUCGAAGGUCUCGAUGUGCAGAAACCUUCCGAAUGGUUUCUCCAGGCCCCUGACGUUACCCCAAUGGCUAGCAGUGGGACUGCCUCGCCCGAGGUUAACUACGAAGCCGAACUGCGGCAGGACAUGGAAAAGGCGUACCUCGGCUUUGAUCUUCUUAUGCAGGACUUCCGCAGCCUUCGAACGGUCAUCCUUCGAACGUGGAAGGGAUAUCAACUUGGGCUGUUCGACCUGGUGACGGUGUCGCUGGUGACGAACACGGCCAUAAACAUCGCCAAGAGAAUGCAGGAGGACGUUCAAAAACUGUUUGACAAGCACGGUGGAUCGGCGAAAAUGCUCAACACCUUCUAUGCGGCGUCCUGUGCCGUCGACGGCGAGGACCCGAAUUUUCGCGAACGACCGGGCGACGACCUGAACUUCCGAAUGUACGACGCCGCCGAAUCGAUAAUGAUGCCGACAUUCAUGCUGUUGCAGUCUUUUGACCGCCUGGCCGAGCCUGGCAACAUCCUUCCGUACAAGCCCGGCUACUACGGGACGUUUGACCCGGCCAGCAACCGGUCGAAGAAGAGCGCGCGGGAAAGGUAUCAAGAAGACAAGAUUGUGAUGCUGGAGGUUCUGUCGGAAUUCCUCGCCUUCCACCGAGGGGUGCCUUCCCAGACGUUUGAAGACGAGUUCACUCGGGGUCUACGGUUGAUGUUCGAUACCCAUGAAAUCCCCAUCUGGCUCGUUUUCGCCGCUCAGGUCUUCCUGGAUAUUCACCAUGCUCUGCGAGGCCAAGUUCAAGAAGGGCUUUUACGAUCUGAAGGCCUCCGCAAGGUCCAUGGGGGCCUCCAUCCUGGAGAACCUCAAAUUCCAUUCCUCGCUUUCCAUUGUGGGAUGGUCGAAACAGAACGAUGGGGCGUUCCAUGCUACGCUAAAGAACAUUCAUUGGUGGGUGGACUCGGAUCCCGUGGAGGAGCUGAAAGCAAAGCUCCAGGUGAGUUCCGAGGAGAUGUUCAAGUUCCUGAAGUGGAACCCGCUCUUCCGCGGGAUGUUCAGUCAGAGCCUCAAGUGUUCCUACCAAGAACUCAGCCUGUCCUUCCAGGCCGCAUGGGGUCUAUCAUGUACCCGACCCACCUGUACGACGCCGUCUGUAGCGAAGGGCUCGUCCGUCCGUCUUGGCAGGACAUGGAGCUGGUCAUGAGCUGGCGGGAUGAGAUCUUUGUCGGGGAAGCGCCGCACAACCCGGAGGACUAUCUCAAACGAUUCAACCCCAGCAUAGGCUGGUCGACGGCGUCUUACGCCCGCAACCGUCGCCAGACCAGUCGACUGCCCGAAUCCAAAAACGGGCCGAAAAUCAUGCAGCUGCAGGGCAGCGUUUCGCGAACGUUCAUGGACCACUACUGCCGCGGGUCCCAGCAGACGGAUCUCACGGAGGAGGAUCUGGAGAAGAUCCUGGGGAUGAACUUUGACUACCUGACGCUGCAUCGGUCCUGCUGGCGACUGCUUCGUCGGGUCCGCGAGGCCUGCGAUCCUUGCCUGCGCGAUAUCUUUGGCGUCGGGUACCUGGAACGGGAGAGCCAGUUGCCUUUCGUGGUGGGAUCUGUCUUCAUGGGCGUUGCAAACACCGACGUCAUGGGCAAGCGUCUGGCGGCGAAGGAGGACAUCGUGAAGAGCAAGCUGCUGAUGACCGCCGGCGGCGCAGUGGACGAGAUGAUCGAGACGGGCGAGGGAGCUCUGGUGGUCGAUUCUCUCCACAAACGAGGAUACCCCGUGGAGGUUGCGAUUGAGCAGGAGCCGGCGUAUGAGAUUUUCUGCUGAUGUACUUGUACGUAUUCGACGGAGCAUCGCCUAGACUUGCGAUGGAUCCCACUAGAUAAACCCAUUGAAAUCAAUCCGCAACCAACCAAUACCAGCCGCCCCAAUAAGCAUCAGCAUCAGCAUCAGCGUAAGCCCAACCA